Cordyceps militaris CM01 is the source of this 1560-nucleotide messenger RNA. RefSeq names its product diacylglycerol o-acyltransferase. The transcript has 3 exons. The record is from RefSeq and is a predicted model, not a curated record. Gene Ontology annotation, molecular function: UDP-glycosyltransferase activity. The coding region runs from base 1 to 1560 and encodes 519 amino acids. NCBI's taxonomy places the organism in Eukaryota, Fungi, Ascomycota, Sordariomycetes, Hypocreales, Cordycipitaceae.
AUGUCGGCUCCCGCUGCCGGCCCGCGAAUCCUGUUUGCCACCAACAUUGAGCGUGGACAAUGCGGCGUCUUUCUCGCCGCGACCGACGCUCUGCUGCGCACCAACCCCCAUGCUGACUUGCAUUUCGCCUCGUUUGCGUCUCUGGAGAAGCAGGUACGAGGCGUCUCCGAUGAGGCUCUGCGCGCGAAUGCUGCUGCCACCACGCCCAUCACAUUCCACGCCCUCCAGGGCCAGACCCACGCCGAGGCCGUCAUGGCCAGGAACACGGAAAAGUACGGCGCCGGAAGCUCUGUCCCGCCGCCGGCCUUUUCGCGGCCUCUGAAUGCUUCCACCACCAUGGCCACGAUUCGGGAUCUGUGUGCAUGUCUGCUCGGCUGGGACGGCCCGGGCUUCAUGGAGGUGUACCACUCCUUCACGGCCAUCAUCAACAGUGUCGCGCCAGAUCUCAUCAUUGUAGACGUACUGCUGUCGCCUGCCAUCUCUGCUGCCUGGAACUCGGGCGUGCAGUUCUCCUACCUCAGCCCAAACUCCAUCAAAGACUUUGCGGCGAGCUAUCAACCGUUCGCCAUGAUGUGGAACUGGCCAGCCUUAAUGAGCGGGUAUGAUUACCCAGUACCCUGGCAUCAAAAACCACUAAAUAUCUUUCAUUAUCUACACAUGGUCUAUCAGAUAUUGAACGAGCCCGGCUUGGCGGAGACGAAACGAUACGUUGAAGAAAAGACGGGCAAACCCAUGAGGUCUUUGAUGAACACCGGCAAGAGUCUGCCCGACUACGUCAAGAUUUUUGUCGGCACCCUACCUGAGCUAGAUUUUCCUGUCACGAGCCAUCCACGCAUCGUGCCCUGCGGUCCCAUCAUCAGCGAAGCACCACCCAUUUCUGCAUCCGACCCCGAGCUUGCCGCCUGGCUCGCCAACGGGCCUACCAUCUACGUCAAUCUGGGCUCUUUGUUCAAGCUCAAGGAAGACUGGGCCGUGGAGCUCGCCAGCGGUCUGAGCAUGGCAAUGGACCAGCUCCAGGGUAAGGCGCUCGAUGGCCCUCCUAUGCAGGUCCUGUGGAAGCUCCAGAAAGACGGCGAGUAUGAUGCGACAGGCCCCAAUGCCAAGAUCCGCGCUGCUUUUGGCGACAAGAUGGGCGGUGGUCUCGUCCGGAUUGUUGACUGGCUCGAAUCACCGCCGCUCGCCGUCCUGCAGAGUGGCAACAUUGCCUGUGCGGUGCAUCACGGCGGUGCCAGCUCGUAUAACGAAGCCAUCUUGGCUGGAGUACCGCACGUGGUACUUCCGUUUUGGACAGACUGUUACGAGUACGCCAACCGAGUCGAGCUGCUCGGCAUCGGCCGCAAGGGCGCCCGGAAGCGACAGCCAGUCUUUGAAGCCAGGGAGCUUUCAGAAACCGUCUUGGAAGUUAUCCAGGGGCCACACUCUGAGAGCAUCAAGACGAAAGCACUGGAGCUCGCGGCGCUGUGUAAGAGGAAUGGAAGCGGUCCGGAUAUCGCGGCACGGGGUAUCUUGAAGCUUGCUACCGAGGCAGCUUCGGCGGCGGGUGAGCAAACGACCGAGUGA